GGGCGGCGUACACACCGGUCCUCACUGUUAUGAUUUGGCGGACUGGAUGUGGAUCCUCUGUGUCAGAGAGGGGAUUGGCGUGGACCGUGCUAGUGGACCGGUUCUAAGAUGCUACUGAUUUUCACCAGAGCCCGCCGCAAAGCGGGAUGGUCUUGCUGCGGCGGUAGUGACCAGGUCGUAUCCACCGGUAACGGCUCAACCUCUCUGGACUGCUGAAGAUAGGCGCGGUACAAAAGGACAAGACGCUGGAGUGGACUCGCCCGGGAGAUAUAUCUGAUUCUCUGCAGCAUGCCCAUCACAGACCAAGCCUACGUGACCCUCUGCACCAAUGACAUCUACUGUCAGGGCGCACUGGUGUUGGGGAAAUCCUUAAAGAACAACGAAAUAUCCCGCAAGUUGGUGGUGAUGAUAACAUCUCAAGUCUCCCCUCGUAUGAGGACGAUUCUUGGUAAAGUAUUUGAUGAGGUUUUGGAGGUGGACCUUCUAGACAGCGCCGAUCUGGUGCGGUUGUCUUUACUGAGACGUCCAGAGCUCGGAGUGACCUUCACCAAAAUCCAGUGCUGGACUCUGACCCAGUAUACGAAGUGCGUGUACAUGGAUGCGGACACCAUUGCUUUAUGUAACAUUGAUGAACUGUUCGACCGGGAAGAAUUCUCCGCCGCUCCCGAUUCCGGUUGGCCCGACUGUUUUAACAGCGGAGUGUUUGUCUUCAGACCUUCACUGGACACUUUCGGCCGCCUUCUACAGUAUGCAGAAGACCACGGCAGCUUUGACGGUGGUGACCAGGGGCUCUUGAACAGCUUCUUCAGUAACUGGGCGACAUCAGACAUCAGCAAACAUUUACCGUUCAUCUAUAACCUGAGCAUUUGUUCCGUUUACACUUAUAUUCCUGCAUUUAAACAGUUUGGGUCAGAUGCAAAGGUUGUUCACUUUAUAGGGACCCCGAAGCCUUGGAACUGUAAAUAUAACCCCCAAACCAAAUGGAUCGUAGAGGAGGAAUCACUAAAUGGACACCAGCACCUCUUAUUCCUUGUCCAUUGGUGGGAGGUUUACAUUUCUGAUAUUUUACCUUUAUUGACGGAACAAGAGGAGCUUGACAGCGCAGAUAAGCAUCAGUUUGGAAGAAUUGAACUUCAGAUGAAAAAUGAGAACGUGUCCGUGGACGGCUCCGAGGAGGCUCAUUCAGACAAUCCCGGGAACUCAUGUCCGCCCGGUUGUAGCUCUGAGCCGCCUGCUGACCCCCGCCAUGAUGAAGACCGUCUCCCCUCCGGCCCUGAGCCUGUAACCCAAGACUCCGUCCAUAUGCCUCACCUCUCCAAGUCUGUUUCGGAAUUAUCCAUCCAAGAAGCCGAAGAAGCGCUGAGAACCGACGAAGAGCGCCGGAACUGGGAGGAAGGUCGUAUCGACUACAUGGGGAAGUAUUCCUUCGACAACAUCCAGAAGAAGCUGGACCGGUUCUUACAGUGAUUUCUCCCCCGUUACUUCUACAAGGGUGCUGUGUAUUAUAAGUCUAUUUGUCAUUAUUUAUUGUGCGGUGACAGAUUGCGGUCCAUUUACUGACAUGACUGAUAUAUAUAUAUUUUUUUUUUUGCCGAUUAAAUUGGAAAAGGAAAGUGAA
Hyla sarda is the source of this 1618-nucleotide messenger RNA. Its product is annotated as glycogenin-1-like. The transcript is spliced from 11 exons. Gene Ontology annotation, molecular function: glycosyltransferase activity. NCBI's taxonomy places the organism in Eukaryota, Metazoa, Chordata, Amphibia, Anura, Hylidae. Bases 289 to 1467 code for a protein of 392 amino acids. The record is from RefSeq and is a predicted model, not a curated record. Gene Ontology annotation, cellular component: cytoplasm.